GUUUCUUUUCUCAUCUCCUCCCCCCAACAGCAGCGGCAAGAAGCCCUUCCUCCACCCCACGAGCCACUCGUCCCAUCUCAUACCAAAAGCCUUCUCUCUAUCUCACAUAUUUAUUAAUAUAUAUAUAUAUCGAGAUACGGGCUGGGCGAUGCCAAAGUUUGCACCUUUUUUCCGAUUUCUGCUCUAAUGAUUCCCGAUACGGGCGACGAGGCCGCGGCGGCGACCGACGGACGCGCCGGAGGCGCAAAGAGGAGGAGGAGAAAGCGGAAGGGGCGGAGGAGGAAGAAGGUGACGCAGGAGGAGAUCCUGGCAUCGAGGUUCGUGAGGGAGUGGGCGUUUCCUGAGGCCGUUCCCGAAGACGAGGAGGUGGCGUUGGACAUGAAGGGGUCGGGGAGGGUGGUAUUUGAAUUCCAUUCGCAUUCGAAUUGCAGCGACGGGUUCUUGUCGCCCGGGGAGGUGGUGGAGAGGGCGCACAGGAAUAGGGUGAAAGUACUUGCGUUGACAGACCAUGACACCAUGGCUGGCAUAGCAGAGGCCACAGAAGCUGCCCGCAAGUUCAACAUCAGGAUCAUUCCAGGUGUUGAAAUAAGUGCAGUAUAUUCUCCAAGGGAAAAAUCUGAAGCUGAGGAACCUGUUCAUAUCCUUGCAUACUAUGGUAGCUGUGGGCCUGCACAGUUUGAAGAACUGGAGGAUUUACUAGCCACUAUUAGAGAUGGCCGAUACCUCCGUGCAAAAGAGAUGUUGCUGAAGCUAAGCAAACUCAAUAUGCCUCUUAAAUGGGAGCAUGUUGCUAAAAUAGCAGGGAAUGGAGUGGCACCAGGAAGGUUGCAUGUUGCUCGAGCCAUGGUUGAAGCUGGUUAUGUGGAGAAUUUGAAGCAAGCAUUUAGCAGAUAUUUAUAUGAUGGAGGACCUGCCUAUGCCACGGGCCUUGAGCCAUUUGCAGAGGCUGUGGUCCAGCUGAUUUGUCGUACUGGGGGCGUGGCAGCUUUGGCUCAUCCAUGGGCAUUGAAGAAUCCAGAUGCUGUUAUCAGAAGUUUGAAAGCAGCUGGCCUUCAUGCUAUGGAGGUAUAUAGAAGUGAUGGGAAGUUGGCUGGACUCAGUGAUCUAGCUGAUACUUACAAGCUUGUGAAGCUUGGAGGAUCAGAUUACCAUGGAAGAAGUGGGCAAGUUGAAUCCGAUCUAGGGAGUGUUGAUCUUCCAGUGCUUGCUGUUUAUGAGUUCUUGAAGGUAGCCCGGCCCAUCUGGUGUAGUGCUAUAAAAGAAAUCCUUUCAGCAUUUGCUGAAGAACCCUCUGCUGUCAAUAAAGAGAAGAUAGUUAGAUUUGGAAUUUUGAGCAACCUUAAGGGGUGUUCGACUAUGAGCUCUGGCAAAGAUGUUUUUGAUCUAUGUCUAUCUUCAUGGUUAACAAGUGAGGAAAGGGAGGCUGCUGAAUUUGAAGCCAUCAGGGUGAGACUUUCACAAACUGUUAUUAGUGGUAGGGAGUUUCAAAUGACUGUAGUCAGUGGAUGAUUUCUGGGUAUUUUUUCUCCCCAGUGAUCCGGUCAAAUCUGGUUGAGCAUUUUUCUAAUAGCUGGAUGAUACCUAUUUUAUACAAUCAAAGAUGUAAGUUCUUGGAACUGAAAGUUCUGUUUUUUCUUGUAUUCUGGAGAAAAUAGAGAACGCAGAAGCUGGUUGUGAUUGGACAUAACAUACAGUUGUUUUAAUGCACAAAUUAUGAACGGGAUUCAAGUUCAUUC
This is a messenger RNA of Elaeis guineensis (African oil palm), 1736 nucleotides long. RefSeq lists its product as uncharacterized. The record is from RefSeq and is a predicted model, not a curated record. NCBI's taxonomy places the organism in Eukaryota, Viridiplantae, Streptophyta, Magnoliopsida, Arecales, Arecaceae. Gene Ontology annotation, molecular function: 5'-3' DNA exonuclease activity; 5'-3' RNA exonuclease activity.